This is a messenger RNA of Cyanidioschyzon merolae strain 10D, 3015 nucleotides long. RefSeq lists its product as hypothetical. Gene Ontology annotation, cellular component: exocyst. The record is from RefSeq and is a predicted model, not a curated record. The transcript has a single exon. Gene Ontology annotation, biological process: exocytosis; exocyst localization. NCBI's taxonomy places the organism in Eukaryota, Rhodophyta, Bangiophyceae, Cyanidiales, Cyanidiaceae. Gene Ontology annotation, molecular function: SNARE binding. The coding region runs from base 1 to 3015 and encodes 1004 amino acids.
AUGUCGUCGCUAGCCGGCAGCAGACCGCAAGCUCGUCGCUCGGACACGACGCAACCACGACAGCCACUGCACGAGACACCGGUGCGUUCGACGGUGUUCCAGAGCCUACUCGAGUGCGUGCCAGAGAGCACUUGGUCCGUGGAACUCGCCCGUCUUUGUGAUGAGCUUUCCACAGAAGAACCUUGUGACCUGACAGGGCCUUUGGACCAGACAGAAGCAGCGGUUUCACCGCGCACGCAGGCUGAGCACAGCGAGCCGCGCUCCGCAGACCUCCACAGCUUCACCAGCGAGACGCUGGAAAGCUUCCUCACCAAGCUCAAUACAAGCGUCAAAGUAUUAGAAGACGACUGGCUAUGCCCUGCGACGGAGCUCGGGGACUCGCUUCAAGUAGCCGCUGAGGCAUUCCAGCGCCUUCGAGCGAACACAGCGCGAUGGUUCCUCGGAAGCGCCGUUCCGGACCAGGCGCUCGGGUCUGCUGUACGAAGGUUGCUCCGCCUGUAUGCAAUUGCAAAACAGGCGCACGGAUACUUUGAGCACCUCGGUGUGCUCAGCGAGGAAGCAGAUACGCUUGAUCGGGCGCUUGCAGAAGGCAGCAUCGACUUGCGAAGCGCAUGGGAGAUUUGGGAACGGCUCCACCGGGAGAAAGAACUGCUCGCCGAAGAAUUGGCGAUUGAAUGUGAGUUUUCAACGGUAUCGUGCUCAGCGCCAACGAAUGAAACGGAAAGUGAGCGGGAGCAGCUCCAAACGGUGCUGACACAAAGGUGCGAGAAGCGAAUCGCAGCGAGGAUACAGCAGGCGUGCCGCUGGCGGCUGCGAGAUCUGGUCCCCAGCCUAGAGCAGCAUCCGGAAGAUAUUCACGUGAUUGUCGCGAUUUUCAAGGAGGAACCUCAAUUGCUCGCUCACCUGUUUCCCGACGUGAUCCGAGAGGCCAUCAGCCGGCGAGCUGAUCAUCACGAGCGAUCCAUCGUUGGUGCAGCGUCGGAAGCGGAGCACGCUGCGGAGACCGGCGCUCCUGAGCGUUCGCCAGGCGCGCACUGGCUGCGGGAGGUGCUCGCUGACCUGGAUGCAAGGAACACCUCGGAGCAGAAUGCGAGCCCAGAACGGAGCGCGCCUAGCCGCGCAGAAGAAUAUGGCACCGCCGCCGCUGCCGUCGCAUCGAAAGCGCAAACAUCAGAGUCGGCAAGCAGGUUGUCUCUCGAGUCGGUCUCGCGGGAACCGGAAGAGCCGCAAUUCGUUGCUCGAAUGCUUCAGCGAUGCGAGCUCCUCAUUGAAGACAUACGGAUCGUGCAGAAGCAUGUCGCAGCGUUGGGGGAACCAGCAUUUCCGCUGGAUCGCUGGUACGCCCUGGAAACGAACCAAAUCAUGAACGCAGUCUUCUGGGGCAUCAUUACUCGCGCAAGUCUGAUCCCGAGCAGAGAUAUCCUGGACCUGCUGGGGUGGAUUCAUCGCUAUCGCGACUUUCUCCAACAAACCUUUCCCAUGCUUGACCCCGAGGGCUCUGCGUCGCCAGCCGGGGCACUGGUCUGGGAUCGCACCCACCAGGAGACACUAGUGCGCGGCCUGGACAUGCCCGCUGAGCGACUUAUCGAAGGCUAUGCGGCACGUGCACUCGAAAUGAUGCGUCGAUGGAUUCGUAACUGUAUCAAGGUGGACACCGAGGGUCCAGUCGAUGUUCGUGAUGACGAUGGAUCGCUUUACACGCAAGGCCCGUUGGAUGUCUUCCGCAUCGUGAACGACGAAAUGACCAUCGUGCAGGAGCGCCUCGAGCUGGGCAACCCACGCUUUGUUCAAUGCAUCAGCGAUGCGUGCUGUGCGGCUCUGCUCGAUUACCGCACCUGGUCUCUGGAUGCACUUGAAGGCACGGAAUCAGAAGACGGCGCACUCGAGAGAUUUUGCGCAACGGUGAAUAACCAUCGACGCUGCGAGUCGCUGGCGGCGCAGUUUGCAACGCGGUGUCACACGAUCCUAAACCAGGCGGUUUACGGCCUCGGCGACUGGGAACGGGAAACGAGCGCGACGCCCCAGACACCGACACAGGUGCCUGGUCCGUCGCCAGGUACCGCUUGUGCUCGCGAGUCAGAGGCACUGAACGAGACGACCUAUGUGCUGGCAGUGGACAACCUCGCCGCUCAGUUUGCAGUCUCAGCCGAGUUUGCAGCAACGCGCGUCUGCAACGUCAUUUUCGAGGAUAUGGACGAUGCCCCUGGUUUAUGGCCAAGACUGUACACACCAGCGUGGAUCUCGGGCGAAGAAGAGAUCGCCAAUAGCAUUGUGGCUACUGUAGACGACUUUUUCCACGACAUCGACACGUACCUGCGCGUGGAGGUUGAUCGUGCGCUGGUCGGGAGCGAAUGCGCCACCCGCGUUGCCGAUCGCUACGCAGCGGCGCUGGCAAGCUACCUGGGUGCCACGGGGGCUGCGCCCGAGGUCGGCGACGCCCAGCGUGCAUCGCCAGAGGCGCUGGAUCCAGCGGGCGCCACCCCGCCGCUCCUUGGUCCAAGAUCGCGCGAUCGCAUCGCGCAGCGCAUCGCUGGUGGAAGCUCCAGCCGCCUGCUCCAGGUGCGUGCCGCCGGCUCCGAGGAUGCGCGUCAGGGCAGGCGAUUUCGUGACGCGCACCCAGUCGCCAACCUCGAUCGGCGCAUGGUCGAGCGACUGCGCAAAGACUACGGGAUCCUGGCGGCGCACUUUUUACACGCACGUCGUGGCGGCUCGCACGCACGAGUGGUGCGUGCACUCGCUGCGAUCGACGCGAUCGCUGAUAUGCUGGCGGCUGCAUUCGCGAACAACGCGGAUGCGGUUAGCGUACAUUUCAGUCAUCUGUUGGAUGCGCGACUGAGUCGACACACCUUGUACUUAUGGCAGCCGAGUACCGUAGAGCGCUUGCUGGUUGCAGUCGCCGAGGCAACGGAACGGACGAAUGCGCUGGAUACCUGGAAGGAGGCAGUAGCAGCGUGCAGGCGCGCGUGGAGUGCCCGUGAGCAGCGUGACUGGGGCGAGCAGCCAGUGAGCUCGUGA